CCCGCCCCGCCAUCGCCUGGCAACGGCGGGCCGGGAUCGCCGGGAAUCCCCCAGGAAUAGAGGGUUGGGAAAGCCCAUCCCGGUCCUGAGGCAGGUGAACGGAGCGGUUACGUGCGACUGUUGCAGCGGGGAGACGGCCAGGCCGGUGCUGCGUGCCCGGGGCGCUGACCAGUCCAGAGAACAUCUUAUGGAUUUUGUGAGGACAAAAGGGCCACGUGAAUUCUAAUUUAGAAGCCAAGAUGGAGGUGUUAAUGCCUGAACCUCAGAUUUAUGUGGAAAAGACUCUAGCUAUCAUCAAACCUGAUGUCAUUCAUAAAGAAGAAGAAAUAGAGGAUAUCAUUCUCCGAUCAGGAUUCACGAUCGUUCAGAAACGAAGGCUCCAGUUAAGCCCAGAGCAAUGUAGCAACUUCUAUGCAGACCAGUUUGGGAAAGUGUUUUUUCCUAAUUUAACAGCCUAUAUGAGUUCUGGCCCUUUAGUUGCUAUGGUUCUUGCCAGACAUUGUGCAAUCUCACACUGGAAGGAAUUGCUUGGACCAUCCAACAGCCUGAGAGCUAGGAUAACUCACCCUCACAGACUCCAGAGACCUGGAAGGGAUUUGCAGUUGCCCUCCAAGCAGUUAUUUUUCUUGGUUUUUAGCUUAAGAGCACUCUAUGGGACUGAUGAGCUGAGGAAUGGGCUUCAUGGCAGUCUCAGCGUUUCCUCAGCAGAGAGAGAGAUUCGAUUCAUGUUUCCAGAAGCGAUCCUGGAGCCAGUUCCCACUGGACAAAGAGCAAGGGAUUACUUGAACCUGUAUGUGAAGCCAACAUUGCUGGCUGGGCUCACUGCCCUGUGCAAAAAGAAGCCAGCAGACCCAAUGAUUUGGCUUGCUGACUGGUUGAUUGAACACAAUCCUAAUAAACCUAAACUACAAUUUCAUCUCUGAGGAGGAGCAUCGAGGGGUGAGGGCUCAGUGGAAACCAUGUCAGGCAUUUCAAGCUACAGAUGUAUAUUGUCAGCGUGUCCAUUGACUGUGUAACCAAUAUUAUCUGAAAUAAAUGCAUUUAUCGUAACUA
Pipra filicauda (Wire-tailed manakin) is the source of this 1053-nucleotide messenger RNA. It is a transcript of the gene NME5, whose product is annotated as NME/NM23 family member 5. The coding region runs from base 240 to 923 and encodes 227 amino acids. Gene Ontology annotation, biological process: negative regulation of oxidative stress-induced intrinsic apoptotic signaling pathway; GTP biosynthetic process; CTP biosynthetic process. The record is from RefSeq and is a predicted model, not a curated record. NCBI's taxonomy places the organism in Eukaryota, Metazoa, Chordata, Aves, Passeriformes, Pipridae. Gene Ontology annotation, molecular function: nucleoside diphosphate kinase activity. The transcript has 7 exons.